Molecule: messenger RNA, 591 nt
Organism: Gongylonema pulchrum
Lineage: Eukaryota; Metazoa; Nematoda; Chromadorea; Rhabditida; Gongylonematidae
Source: the annotation of a GenBank genome assembly
AUGGCCUUGCUAUUCCAGACGGCUCUUCCCAUUUUUUUCAUUUCGACAAAUUUUCCUCCAGUAAUAGCCCAGAAUGGAACAGUUGCGAAGCAGCAGGAAAGAGGUUUAGGCUGGCAAGCCCUGCCGAUUUUCCAUGUAUUUUCGGAUCUGCGUGAUAUGUUAUCCGAUGAAAUGGAUUUUGAGUUGCCAAACACGGUGGCCGAUACAGUUCAAGAACACAUCGGACAGAAGAAUGAUUUGAACUCGGUUAUGUCUCUAGGUACUCCGGAGUUUGUGGAUGCAGGAUUUUUAUCUAAUGAAGUGGAUUUCGAGGAAUCACCAAACACGGUGAUCGAUACAGCUCAACAACACGUCGAGCAGGAGAAUGGUUUGAUCACGGAUGUGUCAUCGGUCACCACAGAGUUUACGGAUCCGGAAUUUUUAUCUAGUGGAGUGAAUUUCGAGUCACCAGAUGUACUGUUGGACAUACUAUUCCAGCGAAAACUGGUUUGUGAUAGUGCGCAUACUGUAUUCGGACAACAGAGAUACCGAAUUUUUUCCAAGUAUUCGGACAACAGAGAUACCGAAUCCAGAACAUUUUUUGGUUUGUGA